AUGCCACCGUCCUCAGCCACUCCUCCUCCUCCUCGUGGAUGGUGGUCACGACCAAUAGUCACUUUUCCGGCACAGUAUGAUCGUAAACCCACUUUCAAAGAAUAUAUUGUUACCGGUAUACCCUAUUGCUGCGGUAUAUUGACUGUCAUCGCCAUAAUGGUACAUAUCUCUCACGUCGUCGACUUCGAGAAUGCUCACUGCGACGCCAAAUUCGCUAUCCAAUCCAUCGCCGUCUCUCCAUCUUCUGCCACAUGGCACGUUCAUUUUCUCGUCAAGAACCCUAGCUCUAGGUAUACUAUCUACUACGGAGACGAUGAAACUGCCGUGAGGCUCGGUUCUUUAAACGCUGCCGUUUUAAAGACUUCUCACGAACGUAGGUCUCGGAGUCACACGGCUUUCUCAGUGGCUUUCGUUGGGGAGAGUAAUCCGAACGACGGCAUUUUCAAACAACUAGAUAUCAAGUUAAGGGCUAAGCAUCAGGGUUACGAUGAGGAUGAACCUGACGCUGGACAUGUUGAUAUAAGGUGUUAUAAUCUGACCAGAAAUCAUGAGAACCUCGACAAGAUUCAAUGCUACUCUUCUUUCACAGAAUUGAAACAAGAGCUUAAGUAUAAUUCUAACGGUCUUUUUGCCAAUUCCGUCUCCAUCUCAAACGCAAACGCUUCGACCGCUGAUUGGAGGGUCGGUUUUGUUGCGAGGAGUCCAGCCACUGACUGUAAAAUCUCUCUACAGACACUCAAGUCGCGUUUACUCCAAGGCGACAAAGUUAUCUCCCAUUCAUCAUCUCAUUCGUCUGGUUAUUUCGGACAAGUAUUUGUCGCAAGAGACAAAACAAAUGUCGUUUUCGAGAAGGUGGUGAUGCCGGAAAUCAAUGGCGACGUUAUAUGGGAUUUUAGGGUUGAGAUUGUGUCUACGGUGAACACAGACGCUGGAGAUGCAACCGUGUUUAUGAUGGCCUUUUGUCCAGAUAUUCCGGUUAAAUUCACGACGGAUCCGGCAGGAAAGGUGGUGGUGGGAUCGUUGCUUGGAAAUAUGAGACGGUGUGAUUAUAAAUACCAGAAAAGCUUGGCUAAUUCUCUCCCAUCAUCAUGA
Molecule: messenger RNA, 1092 nt
Organism: Capsella rubella
Lineage: Eukaryota; Viridiplantae; Streptophyta; Magnoliopsida; Brassicales; Brassicaceae
Exons: 3
Coding region: 1-1092 (363 amino acids)
Source: RefSeq, a predicted model, not a curated record